Messenger RNA from Gambusia affinis (western mosquitofish), 2769 nucleotides. RefSeq names its product solute carrier family 5 member 10 (gene slc5a10). Gene Ontology annotation, molecular function: D-glucose:sodium symporter activity. The record is from RefSeq and is a predicted model, not a curated record. The transcript has 14 exons. Gene Ontology annotation, biological process: transmembrane transport. Bases 43 to 1782 code for a protein of 579 amino acids. Gene Ontology annotation, cellular component: plasma membrane. Lineage: Eukaryota; Metazoa; Chordata; Actinopteri; Cyprinodontiformes; Poeciliidae.
AGCAGAAAUACUCUGAGUGGAUAUUUCCUGGCUGGAAGGGACAUGGCCUGGUGGCCGAUUGGCUCGUCUCUUUUCGCCAGUUCAGAGGGUUCGGGUCUGUUCAUCGGCCUGGCUGGGACUGGGGCUGCUGGCGGAAUCGCUGUCGCCGGAUUUGAAUGGAACGCAACUUAUGUGCUGCUGGCACUCGCUUGGAUAUUUGUACCUGUCUACAUCUCCUCUGGGAUCGUGACAAUGCCAGAGUAUCUGGGGCGUCGUUUUGGAGGGGAACGGAUCAGAACGUACCUCGCUGUCCUCUCACUCCUGCUGUCUGUCUUCACCAAGAUAUCGACUGACUUGUACUCUGGAGCCCUGUUUGUCCAGGUGUGCCUGGGAUGGAACCUGUACCUGUCCACUGUCCUCAUGUUGGUGGUCACUGCUCUCUACACCAUAGCAGGUGGACUGGCUGCUGUCAUCUACACAGACACUUUACAGACAUUUAUCAUGAUCAUCGGUGCAAUCAUUCUAACAAUUACUGCUUUUAACAAGAUAGGUGGCUACAACAAUCUGGAGCAAGUUUACAGCAUCGCGGCGCCAAGUAAAAUUAUCCCCAACAGUACCUGCCAUCUGCCACGGGCCGACGCCAUGCACCUGUUCAGAGACGCCGUCACUGGAGACCUGCCGUGGCCAGGCAUGACGCUGGGAGUCACCAUACUGGCCACCUGGUACUGGUGCACAGACCAGGUUAUUGUACAACGCUCCCUGUCAGCUAAAAGCAUGAGUCAUGUGAAGGGAGCGUCGAUCUUUGCUGCCUAUCUAAAGUUGUUGCCCUUCAUCUUCAUCAUCCUGCCGGGUAUGAUUAGCCGAGCUCUCUACCCAGACACUGUGGGAUGUGUUGAUCCAGAGGAGUGUGUACGGGUGUGUGGAGCAGAGGUUGGAUGUUCCAACAUUGCCUUUCCCAAACUAGUCAUUGAGCUCAUGCCAAGUGGCUUGAGGGGGCUCAUGAUAGCAGUGAUUAUGGCAGCUCUGAUGUCAUCUCUGACCUCCAUCUUCAACAGCAGCUCCACACUUUUUACCAUGGACAUCUGGAAAAAACACCGCCCUCGAGCCUCUGAGAGGGAGCUGCUGUUGGUUGGCAGGAUUGUCACUGUGAUCCUGGUGGUGGUGAGUGUGGUGUGGAUCCCCAUCCUUCAAUCAGCCAAUAGCGGCCAGCUCUACGUCUACAUCCAAUCAGUGACAAGCUGCCUGGCCCCACCAGUCACAGCCGUCUUCACACUGGCAGUCUUUUGGAAGAGGACCAAUGAGCAAGGUGCAUUCUGGGGCCUCAUGGUGGGUUUGGUGGUAGGCGUGUGCAGAAUGGCGCUGGAAUUUGCCUUCCCUCCUCCCAGAUGUGGCGUUGUGGACUCGGCUCCCCUGGUGUUACGAGGCGUUCAUUAUCUUCACUUCGCCAUUCUGCUCUGUGGACUCACUGCUGUCGUGGUAGCUGUGGUGUCAUUGGUCACACCACCACCCAGCCACGAACAGGUGUGCAACCUGACCUGGUGGACAAUAAUUGAGGAGCCAGAAAGAGAGAUUCCUCUCCAGAAAGUGUCCUCUGUCAGCCACCGUAACUCGCAGGGACCUGAACAGGCUCGCCGGGCGAUGUGCGGACAGGGAGCAGGAUUGUGCCUCUCAGCGAUGCGGGGCUCAGAGCAGACUGCCAGAGUUCCCACGAUUCGGGAGAGUGUGUUCUGGUCCAGGUUCUGUUGUGCCAAUGCUCUCCUCUUAGUCUGCAUUAAUAUUUUCCUAUAUGCAUACUUUGCCUGAAUGGGUUGCCAGGUUUGGUAGUGUUCUUCACAUGCCUCCUGCUGAACUCUGUUCAAUCUGUAAACUACAAACUAGAAGAGGUUAUUGACAAGACUUUUUAUUUUGUCUUUUUUACCUGUUAUAUACCUGACAGGUACAGCUCUGUGAAAAAGUUUUAAAUCAACUUAAUUUCUUUACACGUUGAUCAAAAUUAGCCUGAUUGUUUCAUAAACUCUAAGAGGUCUCCAUCACAUGGAUGUAUGAAGGUUUUUCUUCAUUGGCUCAUUUACAGUGUAUCUCUAGUUUAAACUGAUCUGAUUUAAAUUAAUAUAAAGAAAAGAAUUGCAACAUUUAGAAUUUUUAAGAUCAGUAUGAAAGUUCACAAACUGAGCUUUUAAGAAUCUGUGUUUAGAGUUGUUUUGUGGUGCUAUGAUCCAGACUUGAUGGGACUAACUGUUGUAAAUGUAGAACCAGAGCUGAUUGUAGUGGGUCCAAAUGGAGCCAGAGCAGCAAAAUGCCCUUUUAGCACGCUGGUCAAUCAGAUGCCAGCUUCAGCAUUGUCAAUUUAUAAUUUGCAGAUCAUACUGAUGCCACUUAGUAUAUUUUAAUAUUGAGAAUUGGUUAAAUAACAUUUUAUAAAAUACUCACGACUUUAGAUAUUGUUUGAUUUAAAGUCAGAUAUUGUUUUCUGUUGUUUUUGUUCAUUUUUACACAUAACAAUUUAACAAUAAAGAAAAGAUUUAUUAGACAACAGCUUCUCAAAUAAAAUCAAAAACUUUUUGAAUGUCUCAUGAUAUUAACUUUUAGAGAUGUUUUGUGAAAUAUUAUUUGUAGUAAAGAAUUAAUAUUUUUUUGAUUUUCAUUGGCAUAUGUUAAAUAAACUGAAAGAUAGUUGCACAACAAAACAAACAUGGACACAAUCAAAUCGUGACUGGAAAUAUUUAGCAAGAAGAAAAAUGUAAGAUUUACUGCUGUGUUUGGACCUGGUAUUUACUGAUAACAGCAGGG